AUUCACACUUUCUUACACUACACACGAUCAUUCUCAACGAACGGACCAACAUAUACAUCCCAUAUAGACCUAUUUUCUUUUUGAUAUAAUACGACAAAGUAAAAUCUUACAGCUAUUAUGAAAUCCGAGCAAUAUAACGACGCUCCAGCAAUACCAGCAGCAGAGAUCGCUUACAAGAGCGAUCCUCUUAUGGCAGCUGAAUUCCCCGAUGGUGACAAUCGUGGGGUUGGUCACUAUCCACAAAAAAAGGAAAUCAUGAUCGAGACAGAAGAUCUCACAGAGGGUCAUGAACCUACCCUAGAAGAAGAGAGCACUCUUCGCCGAGUCGCAGACAAGAUCCCAGCAUCAGCUUGGUUGGUCGUCGUUGUCGAAUUUUGUGAGCGCUUUACAUACUAUGGCCUCUCUGGUCCCUUUCAAAAUUAUAUUCAAUAUCCUUAUACAGAUCAACGAGGCGCUGACCAUCCAGGCGCCAUCGGGAAGGGACAGCAAACUGCCACAGCACUCAAUUACUUUUUCCAAUUUUUCUGCUAUUUUACGCCGAUCCUUGGUGCCAUUGUUGCAGAUCAGUAUUUCGGAAAAUACAGGGCCAUUUGUGUAUUCUGUGGCAUCUACAUGAUCGGAGUUCUCAUUCUUGUCUUGACAUCUAUCCCUCCCGCCAUUUUCGCUGGCGCAGCUUUACCCGGUCUAGUGGUUGCGAUGAUCAUCAUUGGUUUAGGUACCGGAGGAAUCAAAUCCAAUGUCUCACCUAUGGUCGCAGAACAAUACCAAGGGACCAAAGCCACUGUCAAGACCCUUAAAUCAGGUGAAAAAGUCAUUGUCGAUCCAAAUGUCACGAUUCAAUCCAUCUUCAAUUGGUUCUAUUGGUCCAUCAACUUGGGUUCCCUCUCGGCUAUUAUCACCACCAACGUCGAGAAAUACUAUGCGUUCUGGCUUGCUUACUUGAUCCCUUUAAUCAUGUUCAACGGCGCUGUCAUCGCCCUUUGGGUCGGAAGAAAAAAAGUCGUCAAGACCCCUCCUCGUGGUUCAGUUCUCUUGGAGGCUUUUCGAGCCUUUGGCAUCGCGCUCAAACAUGGUCGGAAUUUGGAUGCAGCUAGACCUUCUGUCAUCCAGGCACGUGAUCCAAACGCGGACAUGAAGGCCAUCACCUGGAAUGAUAUCUUUGUUGAUGAACUCCGGUUGACACUCAAGGCCUGUUCUGUCUUCUGUUUCUUUCCUCUUUACUGGGUCAUCUAUAACCAAAUCACCACCAACUUGAUCUCUCAAGCCGGAACGAUGCUCCUCUACGGUAUCCCCAAUGACGUAGUUAACAAUAUCGAUCCGAUUGUCCUCAUCAUUUUCAUUCCAAUCUUUGACAAGCUCAUAUACCCCGCUUUCCGCCGCAUGGGCUGGGAACUUAAACCGAUCACACGGAUCUCCCUCGGCUUCUUGUUCAGCGCAUUGGCCAUGGCCUGGACUGCUAUUGUCCAACAUAAGAUCUACAGCACAGGUCCCAAUUAUGAGUGCACCCUCUGUGAUCCCGAUCAAACACCCAACGAUGUCUCAAUCGCUUGGCAAAUCCCCUCUUACUUCUUCAUUGCCAUCUCCGAGAUCUUUGCAUCCAUUACAGGUCUCGAGUUUGCAUUCACAAAUGCUCCUGCUACCAUGAAAUCCGUCGUCAUGGCCAUUUUCUUGUUCACGAACUGUCUUGGUGCUCUCUUGGGAUUCGCAUUCUUGCCCAUGACCAAAGACCCUCUGCUCUUGUGGAUGUAUACCGGUUUGGGAGCUGCUGCCUUGUUGAUCAGUGCUAUCAUCUAUUGGCAGUUCCAUAAUUAUGACACGACCAUGC
Messenger RNA from Lobosporangium transversale, 1825 nucleotides. Its product is annotated as POT family-domain-containing protein. The transcript has 3 exons. Gene Ontology annotation, cellular component: fungal-type vacuole; plasma membrane. The record is from RefSeq and is a predicted model, not a curated record. Lineage: Eukaryota; Fungi; Mortierellomycota; Mortierellomycetes; Mortierellales; Mortierellaceae. The annotation marks the transcript as partial. Gene Ontology annotation, biological process: oligopeptide transport; transmembrane transport. Gene Ontology annotation, molecular function: dipeptide transmembrane transporter activity; tripeptide transmembrane transporter activity.